Strongylocentrotus purpuratus (purple sea urchin) is the source of this 1583-nucleotide messenger RNA. Its product is annotated as lymphotoxin-alpha-like. Gene Ontology annotation, cellular component: membrane. Gene Ontology annotation, molecular function: tumor necrosis factor receptor binding. Lineage: Eukaryota; Metazoa; Echinodermata; Echinoidea; Camarodonta; Strongylocentrotidae. Bases 732 to 1565 code for a protein of 277 amino acids. Gene Ontology annotation, biological process: immune response. The transcript has 4 exons. The record is from RefSeq and is a predicted model, not a curated record.
UCUUGCUCUGAAUAGAAUACUGUAAUACAGUCCUGGAAUACAGUUCAGCAGAGUCUACAGCAAAAUCAACUCUACAGGGACAAACAAGCGAAUCUUCAAUUUCGAAAUCGUUUAGAAUUAAUAAAUAUUGAGAAUUUUAUUUGCAUCAUUUCAAAUUUGCAUAUGCGCAAACUCGACAAGGUAAAACAACUCCUCAAAAUCUGUUUAAACGGUUCAUAUUCUACAGUUUUCUUCAUUCUGAACGCAAGCACGAAGUUCAAACUGCGGUUAUUUCUGUUCGUCUCGUGAAGUGAUCUAAUUUGAGAGCUUUGGUUUUCCCCGCCGUCUGGAAAAGAACCUGAAUCCAAGUUAUAGGCCUACUGGUACAAGAGACGUGUUUCGCAAUACAGUCAGAUUCUAUCCAUCGAGGGAUCCCCAUGAGUCAUUCCAAGACCUCUGACUAGGACUCAAUCGAUUGAUUAUAAUGUUAGCUUAGUUAGCUACCUAAACUCGACAGUUGAUUUUUCGGUUCUUGUCUACUUCUCAACAGAAAAUCUGAGCACUUAGCGAGGUUUUUUCCAUACUGCUCGCAACAGCUCUUUCUCUUGAAUCAGUUGAGUACUUACGCGAACACCAAUCGGUUCGUUGAGAGAGCUUCUCAUCCACAGCUAAAUCCCCGUAUCCACAAGCUUCACAAGCUUCACAAGCUUAGGACCAAAUUCUACCGACCACCCUCGACCACCGUACCGAAGAUGGACUCUGAAGCCCACAUGGGUGACAUCGACAGUCCCGCCUCCAACUGGAUCCCAUCGUCGGCGACGGGGGAGCAAAAUCAUCUCGACCGACAUCACAGCUGCAGAGGACAGCUUUCGAGGAAGCCGAGUUCCCGCUCGAAACAACUUAGUACUUGUAACGCGACCGCCUGCGCCAUCGCAGUGUGUUUCAUCGCGGCGAUUCUGGCGUUGAUCAUCUCUUGCUUUACCCUCUAUAUGUACGUGCACAACCAUGGACUGGGACUCGAGAUGAACAUAGUCGAUCCGCAUCAAGAAAGUCGGCACGGUGCUUCACCUCCACCCUCAUUCGAUGGUCCUCAAACAGCUAUGCCACCACCAUCAUACGAGGGAGCGGCGAAAUCAGCCUACGCUCACGUUGUCGGGACAGACAAUGGACGGAGGGGAAAUGAUAUGCAAUUGGAAUGUUUAGCUGAAUGGAAAGUGAACGUAACACACAAUGUGAAAUUUCUGGACAGCUAUGGCAUUGAAAUCGUCGAGUCGGGUUAUUACUACCUCUACACUCAAAUCUACUUCAGUGAUUCGGAAAGUGGAGCGACAGUUGACCCCUCAUCUCAGCAGGCGUUGCCAAUGCGUUCUUCGACAAAUCGCAACCACGUCCCGUUGAUGGAAAGCGUCGUCCCUUUCAAAGAAUACGCGACGAAGUACCACGGUGGGGUGUUCCAUCUGGAGAAGGGCGAUAGGAUCACCGUGAGCGUAUCGAAUGGCGAUCUGCGAAUCAACACCGGGAGCGACAAGACCUUCUUUGGGGUCUUCAUGCUGCGUUCGACCAUGGACCAGGGCCCUGUUUUAUAAAACUUGAUAUCAAUAACA